Hypoxylon fragiforme is the source of this 1873-nucleotide messenger RNA. RefSeq names its product tubulin/FtsZ family protein. The record is from RefSeq and is a predicted model, not a curated record. Gene Ontology annotation, biological process: mitotic cell cycle; microtubule cytoskeleton organization. Gene Ontology annotation, molecular function: GTP binding; structural constituent of cytoskeleton. Gene Ontology annotation, cellular component: cytoplasm; microtubule. The transcript is spliced from 5 exons. Lineage: Eukaryota; Fungi; Ascomycota; Sordariomycetes; Xylariales; Hypoxylaceae. The coding region runs from base 292 to 1659 and encodes 455 amino acids.
CCUAGUAGUGCAUUUAUAGUACGUACUUAGUAACCUAAGGUUGGACUCUACAGCUUUUUAGCACUUGAAUCUUGCGGAUUGGGGAUUUGAAUACUAAUUGAAUACUAAUUCGCCUACUCCACCACAAAAACCACAACCACACCUCCUUUUUUCAUCUUCUUUCCCAUUACCGCCAUCGAGCGCUGUGCGCAUAUCUUUCCGACCUGAUUUCACUCUCCUCGUCUUAGAUCGGAUCUCUACUCUCACGUCGCAGUAUUUCAAUCUGCCUAGUUACGAUACUACGAUUUCAUCAUGAAGGGCGAGAUCCUCCACCUUCACUUGGGCCAGGCUGGUACCCAGCUCGGUAACAGCGCCUGGGAGCUGUACCUCCUUGAGCAUGGCCUCGGAGCCGAUGGUAAACCAGACCCCAACGCGAAGGAUGUUCUCGAUGGUGGUUCUUACGAGACUUUCUUCACCGAGACCAGCAACGGCAAAUAUGUCCCCCGCUCCAUCUUCGUUGACUUGGACCCUUCACCCAUCGACGAAAUCCGAACCGGUAGCUAUCGUCAGCUCUUCCACCCCGAGCUCCUAAUCAGUGGAAAGGAAGAUGCUGCCAACAACUACGCCCGUGGUCACUACACCAUCGGCAAGGAGAUGGUUGACAACUGCCUCGACCGAAUUCGACGUGUUGCAGACAACUGCAACUCCCUUCAAGGUUUCCUGAUCUUCCACUCUUUCGGUGGUGGUACUGGUUCCGGUUUCGGUGCCCUUCUCCUUGAGCGCCUCUCCACUGAGUACGGCAAGAAGUGCAAGCUCGAGUUCGCUGUCUACCCGGCCCCUCGGGUGUCCACAGCCGUUGUCGAGCCUUACAACGCUGUUCUAUCUACUCACAGUACUAUCGAGAACUCCGACUGCACGUUCCUGGUUGACAACGAAGCUGUGUACGAUAUCUGCCGACGCAAUCUUGACAUUCCCCGUCCCGAUUAUGAGCAUCUCAACCGCCUGAUAGCUCAGGUUGUCAGCUCUAUCACCUCGUCUCUGCGAUUCGAUGGUGCGCUGAACGUCGAUUUGAACGAGUUCCAGACCAACUUGGUCCCGUACCCGCGUAUCCACUACCCGCUGAUCAGCUACGCACCCGUCAUAUCUGCCGCCAAGAGUGCGCAUGAGAGCUUCAAGGUCCACGACCUGACCUUCCAAUGCUUUGAGCCCAACAACCAGAUGGUGGUUUGCGAUCCCCGAAACGGCAAGUACAUGGCCGUCGCCCUCCUCUACCGCGGUGAUGUCGUCCCUCGCGAUUGCAAUUCCGCUAUCGCGGCCCUCAAGGCCAAGUCCUCAUUCAACCUAGUUGAAUGGUGCCCGACUGGUUUCAAGCUGGGUAUUAACUACCAGAAGCCAAUGGCUGUUCCCACGGCGUCUCCUACCGACGGUGGCCUGGCCUCCGUUGAUCGAUCCGUCUCCAUGUUGUCCAACACAACGGCCAUUGCGGAAGCCUGGUCUCGCCUAGACUACAAGUUCGAUCUCAUGUACAGCAAGCGCGCCUUUGUGCACUGGUACGUGGGUGAGGGUAUGGAGGAAGGCGAGUUCUCUGAGGCUCGUGAGGAUCUGGCGGCUCUGGAGAAGGAUUAUGAGGAGGUCGCCGCUGACAGCUUCGAGCCGGACGAGACCGAGGCUGAAUACUAAGCUUUCCACUUCAUCUUCGUGCAUAUAAUACCCCCCACAGUUUUCCAUCCAUCGGCUCCCUUAUACUUGUUCUGUACAAAACCUCGUACCCCCUAGUUCCCUUUUCGACGUUCUAGUUGGCAAGAGAAGUCUUAGUUACUUCUGCGGGUUGGAGGGGUUGUAAAUAGAGCAGAGAGGGGGAAAUGCGUGGAUAUUCCAGCUGUCGUUGUCGUUC